AUGACUGGUAUGACCACAGAUGGAUGCAGUUGGAGACGUGGAGCGGAGCCAUCCAAGAACCGGAUACAGUACCAAACUCUAAUCCAAAUGGGCUCUUGUGGUCUGGGGCGAGCAUCAAUCAAGUCAGACAGGAUAUCUUCACGGAUCAGCUACCAAAAGAGAAAAUUACUACCACUUUCACUGCAAUGAUUUACCAAUCAGUAACUUAGUUCAUGCUGAUAACGAAUUUUCAGGAAAAUACAAAUACUAGUAACCAUGGAGAUUUUUCUUCAAAUUAAAAAAUAGAGAAUUUAAAAAGAUUCCAGUUUCCAAAGUGAAUCUCUGUCGAAGCUAGGCCUGUUUCAGGAAGGGUCGUCCAUGGAGGCGCUCUACCUGCUCGCCUCCUUGGCCGCUACCCUCGUCACCUCCGCCUUCCAAUCCCUCCUCCUCUUCCUCCGCCUCCUCUUCCAGCGCCGCCAUGACUCCGGCGGUGGGUCCGCCGCCGGCGCCACGAGGCUCUAUGAGGGCCGCGUCCGGCACUCCCGCCGGCGCCCGGCGGCGCACGCUUUCGAGUACCCCGUGCGCUACGCGCUCGUCGACCUCGACCGCCUGCCACUCCCGGACCACCUCUCCGCCGACGAGGCGCGCCGCAUCGCCUCCACCUCCGGCCCCGUGCGUCUCCUGACAAUCCCCAAGAGCGUGGGGUACGAGCAGAACCCGCUAAGCAUUUACUACUGCUACAAUUCUGCAGGACAGGGACAAGAUGGAGAGCUCAGGAUGUGCAUUGCUGAAGUCACAAACACUCCCUGGGGUGAGAGGGUGAUGUUUACCUUCCAACCAGACUCUGAUCUUGUAGCGAAGCCCUUGCAUGUCAGCCCCUUUAUGGAUAUGCUCGGCAACUGGAGUAUUCGUGCUGAUGCCCCUGGGGAUAGCCUUUAUGUUGUCAUAUCAGUUCAGCAUCCAACACUUGGGAACUAUUUCACUGCAGCUCUGCACGCCAAAUUAGUUGGACACACAAGUAAUUCUUUGAGGCUGGCAACCUUCUUCUGGCUGAUGCCACACAAAGUUGCUGCAUGGAUAUACUGGGAGGCCCUCAGACUUUGGCUGAAGAACGUCAAAUUCCUGGACCAUCCCAGGUAUCUGAACAUGAGUUACAGGGAUGAAGCACUGAAGCGCGAUCUCGAGCUCCGUUCCUCAUGCAGCUUCCUUCAGAAACAGAAGGCGAACAACCAAAGAAGCAGCAGCACCGACAAGACGUGUGAAAUCUCCAACCAUCCAGAUAACAAGGGCGACGAGAACAUCAUGAAGAGGUGGUGCGUUUGGAGGGAUGCUCAGUGGCCAUGGUCGUGACAGUGCAAAGGUAUUCCAUUUUGUGUUUAUCGCAGUACCGUCUGAUGCCCCCCACCCUCACCCUGUAUCAUCAAUCAUCAUCAUUUGAUUUGAUUGAUGCGUCAGCAGACACCGCAAGUUGCGAGAGCGCGAUAAUUGACAUUGUCCCUUUCAUGCUCACUAUUAAAGAAGAAGAGAACACUUGUGACAUGUUUUCCUGAAAAGAAACAUUUUCUUCAGUGUGUGCAUCUAGUUUUUGACCAAAUUUUCAUCCCUAUGGAAUGUGCAAGCAGUACAUGUUUAGUCUGCAGUUUCAAAAUGUACAUGUGCCUGAUUGCUUCCAGCUAUAUAAAGUGCCUGAUUCUUAGCAGCUGGCCAGGAAAGACUCCUGCCUGCUAUCUUGAAUUAUCA
Messenger RNA from Setaria italica (foxtail millet), 1719 nucleotides. RefSeq lists its product as uncharacterized. The transcript has 5 exons. The record is from RefSeq and is a predicted model, not a curated record. The coding region runs from base 358 to 1329 and encodes 323 amino acids. Lineage: Eukaryota; Viridiplantae; Streptophyta; Magnoliopsida; Poales; Poaceae.